ACCCACCCUCGUGGCUUGGUACUCGUAUUACCCUCACCGCAAUACUGAAAGAAAUCAUACAACUUCCCUGUAUUAUCCUGUACUCACGACGAUUCGUAGCAAACAUCAUGGCUAAUCAGGCAGUCAACGCAUUUGAGGACCUCACUGGUGUCUCGACUUCCUCCUUCAGCAACCCCUAUGAUGCAUUGAUAGCGGCAUGUGAAGAUGAUCCUGUUCGGAUUCAAGAGAAAUACCAGCUGCAUAGGACUACGAGGAAUGCGCAGCAAAAGGCGAAGAUGCUCGAUGAGGGCUUCCAGGGUGUUAAUAUAGACCCCAUACUCUUGAGACUGGAAGACCCCACUGUCGAGCCCGGAUUCAAAGAUCCCCGCAAUUGUUUCGUAUUCUGGGGCCGUCCUACAGAGCAAGUCAAGGAUAUGAUCAACCGAGUGCAGCAGGAACUGCGAACAGUAGCACCAAAUCUCUGGCUCAUGCCCCGGGAAAACCAACACAUUACAGUCCUUGAGGUGACGCAUUCGAAGACGGCACCAGAGAUCCAGCAACUAGUCGACAGUGUACGAGACAAGCUACCUGCCAUCACUGACUAUACCCACGACCACCGCACGCGCCUCAUCAAGCCUCUCAUUGGGUAUGAUGCCUCAGCGAUAGCGUUAGGCUUUGUACCUGCAGCCGGCGAGGGACUGCACUCUGGCCGCACCGCAGAAGACGACAACUUCACUUACCAUCAUCUCCGCCGAGAUAUGUUCUCCAUGUGUCGCGAUGCAGGUCUUCAGGUGGAGUCGCGAUACGUCGUACCGUCCAGCCAUCUCACGAUCGGCCGCUUCAUCUACACCAAAGACCUGGAAGACGGAAAUGGCUCGCCAGAUCCUGAGAAGACAAAGGCUUUGAUCGACAAGAUUGAAGAGAUCAACGCUUGGCUGCAGAAAGACUACUGGCCGGAAAACAAUGGAGGUAAGAUACCUGCUGGUGGAGAGUUCAACGUGGGCCAGGAAAAGGGUUUGCAUUGUGGGACGGGUCCCCUUUGGUAUGGUGGAGGCGAUGCGGUGUAUCUUGGGAAAGGCUACUGAGAAGUGUGAGGUCUUUCAACAACGUGUUGCUAUACGGGCCGUGAAGCUAGCUGCGUCUGGGGGACGUCAAUCUUAUCUGCAGUGUCAUAUUCUGUCCGGACAGAGUACCCGAUAGGAUGCGCUUGUUGUCGCGUUACCACCACUUCACAUGAGACCUUAUUGGCCGGAAGCGGCAACGAAUGAUACGAAAGAUCGUGGUAUCUGCUUGAUUCGGUGACGCGCUUUCGUCGGGUCAGCAGGUACGUAGCUUUCACACGGGGCGUUACGGCACUAGAGUGACUAUAAUGUAUGUCGCAUUCUACAAAAAAAAAAGUAAGGCAGAAGUAUACAUGAGCUUAGCAACUGCGAAGUUGUUAAGAUUUAGUAGUGUGUACGCAGCAAAAUGUGAUGAUGGCGGCACUGCGGGCGGAGCGGCGGGGAUGAC
Messenger RNA from Alternaria rosae, 1488 nucleotides. Its product is annotated as RNA ligase/cyclic nucleotide phosphodiesterase. The record is from RefSeq and is a predicted model, not a curated record. The coding region runs from base 108 to 1064 and encodes 318 amino acids. Lineage: Eukaryota; Fungi; Ascomycota; Dothideomycetes; Pleosporales; Pleosporaceae. The transcript has 4 exons.